This is a messenger RNA of Anoplopoma fimbria (sablefish), 1884 nucleotides long. It is a transcript of the gene fntb, whose product is annotated as farnesyltransferase, CAAX box, beta. Gene Ontology annotation, molecular function: protein farnesyltransferase activity. Gene Ontology annotation, cellular component: protein farnesyltransferase complex. The transcript has 12 exons. Lineage: Eukaryota; Metazoa; Chordata; Actinopteri; Perciformes; Anoplopomatidae. Gene Ontology annotation, biological process: protein farnesylation. The record is from RefSeq and is a predicted model, not a curated record. Bases 141 to 1418 code for a protein of 425 amino acids.
GCCCCCUCCGACCCGAGCAGGAAGUGAGCAGAGUCCACGGACACUGAGCGAACUAUCAAACUACAAACUAGUGGCAUCGUUACACAACAUCUGUGCAACCCCUGCAGCUAACGGGUCCCACCACCAUCAUCAUCAUCAUCAUGGACGGGUUUCCAACGCCUCUGCGGUGCUUCAAUGAGUGCCAUUCCGCAGAAAAGUUCGUGGAUGACGGGGUGAAAUCGGUGACUUCAGUGGAGCAGAAAAAAGUGGAACGCAGCAUUGAAGAAGUCAUCAGUGUUUACAAGCAAAUACACAGCUUACCACAGCCAACGUUGUUGCGGGAACAACACUACCAAUAUCUCAAGAAGGGCUUACGUCACUUAUCAGAUGCCUAUGAGUGUCUGGAUGCUAGCAGACCGUGGCUUUGCUUCUGGAUUCUUCACAGUCUGGAGUUACUAGAGGAGCCCAUUCCUGCUGCUGUGGCCUCAGACGUGUGUCAGUUUCUGUCUUGCUGUCAGAGCGUGACAGGCGGUUUCGCCGGAGGACCAGGACAACACGCCCACCUCGCACCCACCUACGCUGCCGUCAACGCCCUCUGUAUCAUCGGAACAGAGGAGGCCUAUAAUAUUAUAGACAGGGAGAAGCUGUUAGAUUUCCUAAUGUCAGUGAAGCAGCCAGAUGGCUCGUUCGUGAUGCACGUUGGAGGAGAGGUGGAUGUCAGGAGUGCAUAUUGUGCAGCUUCUGUAGCAUCGCUCACAAACAUCAUCAUACCUAAACUGUUUGAGGACACGCCAAACUGGAUCCUCAGUUGUCAGAACUGGGAGGGGGGUCUGAGUGGAGUGCCGGGUUUGGAGGCCCACGGUGGCUACACGUUCUGUGGCACGGCUGCACUCGUCAUCCUGGGCAAAGAGCACAUGCUGGACCUCAAAGCGUUGCUGCGGUGGGUGGUCAGCAGACAGAUGCGAUUCGAAGGAGGCUUCCAGGGCCGCUGUAAUAAACUGGUGGACGGCUGCUACUCUUUCUGGCAGGCUGGACUCCUGCCUCUCCUCCACAGAGCCUUAUUCAAAGAAGGAGAAUCGGAGCUGAGUCUGCAGCGGUGGAUGUUCGAGCAGCAGGCCUUGCAGGAGUACAUCCUCCUGUGCUGUCAGAACCCAACAGGGGGCCUUCUGGAUAAGCCUGGCAAAUCCAGAGAUUUCUACCACACGUGUUACUGCCUGAGCGGCCUCUCCAUAGCACAACACUUUGGAAACGUGGACCUCCAUCAUGAGAUGAUCCUCGGCAAGGAGGAGAACAGAUUGGCUCCAACUCAUCCAGUUUACAACAUUUGUCCGGAGAAAGUGGCCAAGGCCCUGCAGCACUUUCACCGGCUGCCUGUCCCCGAUGAUGUCAGAGGGUCGGACCCCGCCGCUGCCUCCAGAUCAAGUGACCAUCAGUCCUAGUUAAGUCAUCGGUGGAGACGUCACUGUGUGUGAAGCAGCCAACUCUGUGGGAACGGACUCAAACCAGCAAACAGCAGCCGGGUCUGAUGUAGACAAGGCCCGAGAACCUUCUGACGGUAGACUGUCGGUAGUCAUGAGGGCCGGAGUUUAGGAGGAGUUUGCCUGAAUUAAAGGUCAACGGUUGUGUGUGUGUGUGUGUGUGUGUGUGUGUGGGCAGUUUAGCACUCAGCUGGAUUUUUUGCUUGCAAUGCCUAAUGUUUUCAUUCUCUGAAAUAAAAAAGGGAAACUUUCAGUUUGAUUUAAGUUAAUAAAACAUUAUAAAGCACUUUUCAUAAUGGUGUCAUAAAAUGCUUUACAACUUAACUACAACAUAACCUGCACUGUUAAGACCUGCUAAAUUAAUCUAAAUAUCUUUUGAAAAUACGUAACUGUGGCUCCAGAAUUUUAAGCCUCGGUAUAUUUAAAU